AUGUCGGGCGCCGUUGGCCGAGAGGCAGUAUUCCCGACUCGCCAGUCAUUGGGCUUGAUGAAGAACAAGCUGAAGGGGGCGGAGAUCGGUCAUACUUUACUAAAGAGAAAGAGUGAAGCUUUAACAAAACGUUUCCGAGACAUCACACGCCGCAUCGAUGAAGCCAAACAAAAGAUGGGACGGGUCAUGCAGAUUGCAGCUUUCUCCCUGGCCGAAGUGAGCUACGCCGUGGGUGGAGAUAUCGGCUACCAGAUCCAGGAGUCUGCCAAGCAGGCUCGUUUCCGCGUGCGAGCCAAGCAGGAGAACGUGUCCGGUGUUCUGUUACCGACAUUCGAGAGCUACACACAAGACGGCGUCAAUGACUUUGGUUUGACAGGUCUAGGAAAGGGAGGACAACAGAUUCAACGCUGCCGGGAGACAUAUGCACGGGCAGUGGAGACAUUGGUGGAACUGGCUAGCUUACAGACUGCCUUCUUGAUUCUGGAUGAAGUGAUCAAGGUUGUCAACCGGAGAGUGAACGCAAUUGAGCACGUUAUCAUUCCCCGCACUGAGAACACUAUCAAAUACAUCAACUCCGAACUCGAUGAGCUGGACCGAGAGGAAUUCUACCGCUUAAAGAAGGUCUCCGGCAAGAAGCAGAGAGACGUUGCUGCUGCGGACGCUGAAAUUCUGGCAGCCCGGCAAAAGGCAGCAGAAGAGCAAGCAGCACACCCAGAGGCCGUUGAAAAGGAAGAGAAAGAGACGAAGGAUGUUCUGGGUGAAGAUGAAGACAACGAUGUUAUCUUCUAG
This is a messenger RNA of Penicillium bovifimosum, 789 nucleotides long. RefSeq names its product H(+)-transporting V1 sector ATPase subunit D. Gene Ontology annotation, molecular function: proton-transporting ATPase activity, rotational mechanism. Lineage: Eukaryota; Fungi; Ascomycota; Eurotiomycetes; Eurotiales; Aspergillaceae. The transcript is spliced from 8 exons. Gene Ontology annotation, biological process: vacuolar acidification. Bases 1 to 789 code for a protein of 262 amino acids. Gene Ontology annotation, cellular component: vacuolar proton-transporting V-type ATPase complex; fungal-type vacuole membrane. The record is from RefSeq and is a predicted model, not a curated record.